AUGGAUGCUUACUCGGUUUCAUAUCAUAGCCCCUCCAACCGCAGCACUUCCCGUAUUUACCAGGAUCUUGAGAAUUGUCGACUCCAGUACAUCCGCGGGACCGGCCGAGACACACUGCUACUCAAAUCACUGACCAUGGAUUCAUUUGCGCGGCGCAAACAAUCCGAGUCAGGGCCCAAACCACACAUCGCCAUUGUCGGCGCUGGCCUCGCCGGUUUGCGCUGUGCCGAUAUCUUAAUUCAAUAUGGCAUGCUGGUGACUAUUAUUGAGGGCCGAACCCGCCUCGGCGGACGUGUAGUUCAAGACAAGCUACCAAAUGGGUACACUGUCGAUUUGGGCCCCAAUUGGAUACACGGCAGUGAAGAUAAUCCCAUACUUGACUUGGCCAAGGAGACAGACACUACUGUUGGUAGCUGGGAUCUACGGUCACACCUGGUUGACGAGACUGGCGUCCUCCUCGACCUAGAGGAGAGCGAAAGAUAUUCAAGCACCAUGUGGGACAUUAUACAAGAUGCGUUCCAGUAUUCAAACAAAUGCUCGGCUACCAUUCAUCCCGAUGAGAGCCUUUGGGACUUUUUCCAGGAAAGGGUGGUUGAGAAAAUACCAGAUACGGAGGAGGAUUACGCCAAGAAGCGCUCCAUUGUUCUUCAAGUUGCUGAAUCCUGGGGUGCCUUCAUUGGAACUCCGGUCCAAACCCAAAGCCUCAAGUUCUUUUGGUUGGAAGAGUGCAUAGACGGCGAAAACCUCUUCUGCGCCGGCACAUAUGAGAAGAUUCUGGAGAGGGUCGCAGAACCGGUAAGGCAUAACGCAGAUAUCAUGUACGAUGCCAGAGUUAUCAAGGUAGAGCUUAAGACGCCGGAACGACCAAAGCCAAGGCUUCAUACUGAUACCGGACACGUCCUUGAGUUUGACGAAAUUGUCAUGACAGCCCCCCUUGGCUGGCUGAAAAAGAAUCUUCAAGCAUUCGACCCGCCUUUGCCAGAGCGGGUCGAACGUGGAAUCAAGGCCAUAGGCUAUGGGUGCCUUGAAAAAGUCUACAUCACUUUCCCUAAGGCGUUCUGGCUCGCUCCAGGCGCGGACGGCCGGGCAGUGCAAGGCUUCUGCCAGUGGUUGGCCCCCAACUACUCGACCAAGUCAAAUCCGAAGCGGUGGAACCAGGAGAUUGUCGACCUCGCCUCACUGGGCGAGCACUCGCACCCAACGCUGCUAUUUUAUACUUUUGGCGAUGAAUCCAAAUACAUUACCGAAGAGGUGGCCAAGUUGAAGACGAUACCGGAGAGAAACUAUUUCCUUUACGAUUUUUUCAGGCCGUACUACUCAAGGCUGCCAGGUUAUGACGAGAAGUCGCCCGAAUGCCGGCCUACCGGAUGUCUGGCUACAGACUGGCUGCGGGACGACCUCGCAGGCAACGGCAGCUAUUGUAACUUCCAGGUGGGACUGGAGGAGGGAGAUAAAGACAUUGAGGCCAUGCGCGAGGGCGUGCCGGAGGGCGGGCUGUGGCUGGCCGGAGAGCACACGGCGCCGUUUGUAGCUUUGGGGACGGCAACGGGCGCCUACUGGAGCGGUGAGAGCGUUGGUAGGAGGGUGGCUGAGGUCUACGGGCGAGCGAGCAGCCACUAG
Colletotrichum truncatum is the source of this 1620-nucleotide messenger RNA. Its product is annotated as flavin-containing amine oxidoreductase. The record is from RefSeq and is a predicted model, not a curated record. Lineage: Eukaryota; Fungi; Ascomycota; Sordariomycetes; Glomerellales; Glomerellaceae. Gene Ontology annotation, molecular function: chromatin binding; transcription factor binding; oxidoreductase activity. Gene Ontology annotation, biological process: positive regulation of transcription by RNA polymerase II; negative regulation of transcription by RNA polymerase II.